ACCGUCAAAAUUAAAACCCGCGUCUUGUGUUUGUCUGUCUAUAUCUACCACAAAAAUAAACUAAAAUAAAUUGAAAUUCAAUUGACAUAUCAUCGAUUUAUAAAUUACAAUAUUAUAAAUAAGUGUGUUAUUAAAUAAUUAAAAUGAGUGAAAUGGCUAAUAGGUCAAAGAAGGAUAAAAAUCAACAUAUACAAGUGUUUGUUCGUGUGAGGCCAUCAAAUCAGAGCGAAUCAUGUGGAAAAUCUUUCAAUGUCAUUGAUGUUACAAACAUCAAAGAAUUACUUGUACGUGAACGUCCACAAGAUAAAAUGACCAAAAAAUUUACAUUUGAUCGAGUAUUUGGUCCCAAAUCUAAACAGCUCGAUGUUUAUACAUCAGUAGUAAAUCCAUUUGUCGCAGAAGUACUUGCUGGUUAUAACUGUACAGUAUUUGCAUAUGGACAAACUGGAACCGGUAAAACGUUUACCAUGGAAGGAUUAGCUAAUGAUCCAGCUAUACAUUGGCAAACUGAUUCAACUGCUGGUAUAAUACCCCGAUCACUUAGUCAUCUAUUUGAUGAACUGCGUAUUCUCGGAGCCCAAGAGUAUACUGUCAAAGUUUCCUUUCUUGAAUUAUAUAAUGAGGAAUUAUUUGAUUUAUUAUCAGCAAAUGAAGAUGCUUCUAAAUUAAAAUUAUUUGAAGAUUCAACAAAAAAAGGAUCAGUUAUAAUUCAAGGCCUUGAAGAAGUUAUCGUUCACAACAAAGACGAAGUAUAUAGAAUUCUACAACGUGGAUCUGAGAGAAGACAAACAGCUGCUACGAUGAUGAAUGCAACGUCAAGCCGCUCGCAUACAGUUUUUUCUAUUACUGUGCAUAUGAAAGAGUGUUCGGUAGAAGGCGAGGAGCUGAUAAAGACCGGAAAGUUGAAUCUGGUAGAUCUCGCGGGGUCUGAGAACGUGGGACGCUCUGGAGCAGUAGACAAACGUGCCCGCGAGGCUGGAAACAUCAACCAGUCGCUUCUGACUCUUGGCCGGGUGAUCACAGCUCUGGUGGAACGCGCCCCCCAUAUUCCGUACCGAGAGUCAAAACUGACGCGUCUGCUCCAAGAUUCUUUGGGCGGUAGAACCAAGACUUCAAUAAUCGCGACUAUUUCGCCGUCGUCUCUUAAUCUUGAAGAGACUCUUUCUACUCUGGAUUACGCUCAUCGGGCGAAGAAUAUCACCAACCGUCCGGAAAUAAAUCAGAAGCUUACCAAGACAACGCUGAUUAAAGAAUACACUGAGGAAAUUGAACGACUUAAGCGCGACCUCUACGCGACGCGCGAACGCAAUGGCGUUUAUUUAUCCGAAGACGACUACAAGCAGCUCCUGGCAAAUUGUGAUUUCCAGGGUAAAGAAAUUGAGGAAAAGAUCCAGUUGAUCAAAGCGCUGCAAGAAGAACUUGAGAAUAAAAAUAAAUUAUUUGAGCAAACUAGCGAACAGUUAAAAGAAACUUGCCAUCAAGUCCGAGUGAUCAAACAGGAUCGUGAUGAGCAGAAAUAUCUCGUCGAAAAUCUUGAAAAUAUAACAGAAACUUUGUCCAAUCAGGCGUCAACUCUUCUAGAAGUUGCCAAUACUGCAACAGAUCAUACUCAGCGGCUUCAUGAUAAAAUCGCGAGAAAAAAUUCCGUCGAAAACGAAAAUGAACAUCUAAGAAUUUCAUUCGCUUCAAAAGUUGAUGAAUCCUUCAAACAAUUGGUCUCUGAUGUAAAUAAAUAUUCGACCGAGUUGAUCAACGAUUCAAAAUCAGUUGAACAAUUUGUUUGUCAACGAACUGAUGCCCACAGGACCACGAUAAAAGAGUUCGUGGAUAAAAAGGACCUGGAUGUUGCUAAAUAUGAUGGACAGUUAGCAGGAAUUGGAGACCUUUCAGGUUCCAAUGCUGAUAGUUACAAAAAAUGGUUCGUCGAUGUCGUAGAACGUGCGAAGGAAAUUGAUGAUAGUGAAAAAAAAAGUUUGGUCAAUAUCUCAGAUCAUUUUGGCAACGAAUUGAAGCGACUUGUUGACAAUAAAAUAGCGGAUAAUUUGUCAGCUCUUGAUAAAGAUUUGCAGAGUAAAUUAAAACGACUUAGACAACAACUGCAGAUAACUGUCACUGAUUUGUACUUGAAGCAGAAUGAAGAAAUAAAUCUGGUGACGGCAGAGUUGGCGGAUGUCAGGAAGCAGCUGGUGGUAAGUAAUGAUUUGAGUUCCACUAAUACUCGUCAUCAAAAGGAAUUAGACGGAAUAAUGAAAGCAAUGAUGGAUAAUUAUCUGAGAAUAAGCAAUCAAAUUACGGUUAAUUGUGAGACGGUUACAAAAUCUGCGGGGUAUGGGAUCCAAAAGUUGGAAAUUGUUGAUCAAAAAGUUGGUUCGAUGUUAAAUGAUAAUCAGGGAUUGAAAAGUUUCGUGGAUGGCCAGGUUACCAAUGACUUCAAAGAGGUCCAAGAGCUUCUUGGAGAUGCUGUCAAAGCAAACUGUCGUAUCGCUGAGGAAACUGUUGCCGCUGGUGAUAAAUUAUCUGGCAAACUUAAGAAUUUGCUGGCUGAUGCGAGCCAGGAGGUGACGGAUUACAGGGAAAAAGUUGAGGGACAGAUGGCAAAGGCUAGAGAGUUGGUUGAUAGGGACCAGGAGCUUCUGGGCAAUAGGAUUAAGGAUCUCAGUGGUUCGAUCAGGGAAGAUGUCGAUGUAGACCGCGAUCUUAUGAACAAAUUCCAAGGGGAAGUGAAUUUGAUGACCGAGGAACUGGGAUCGUUGACUGUGGAGACGGAGAAGAAGAUCAAGAACCAGGAAAAAGUUUUGGUAGAAAGUGUCGAGGAUAUUGAUGGUGAUGUCAAGCGUUUCUUGGUUGAGGAAAUAAAGAAAGACAUUCCGACGGGAAUGACUCCGGUUAAAAAAGAUUUUGAGUAUCCGAGACAGAUUGUUGAGAUGUCGCCGAGAGAGAGAAUUGUUGAUCGGUUCAGAAAGUGGCGGGAAACUCAUCCUGAGGAGGAUCAAGAUGUCACUAUAAAGUGCGAGGAGUUGGAUGAAACUGAAGUUAUUUUGCCUACGCCGAUUAUUAAGAAGUCAAAGUCUUUUGAAAGAACUAAGAGCGAGGAUGGCCAAGGAAGACUCGUCAAAGCAGCAUCGGAUAUCCAGAUGCAGAGUUUCGAGACUUCAAAUAAUUCAGAUUUACAGAGAAGCAGCUUGACUUCUAAUGGAGACACGUCCAGUGAUGAAUUUAUCUGUAGUAAUAAAGAGAAUGGAAAUAGAAAUGGAAAGAGGAGUGGAGAUAAGAGAGUAUCAAAACAACCUAAAUUCAUACCCAGGUCUAAAGGUACAGCGAAAAAAGUUCUUACCAGUCACAAUGACUGAUCAUUUAAUAUUUUUUUAUUUUUUUUUUAAGUUAUGAUAGAGGAAUAUGUUAACUCAAUUAUUAUUAAUAUUUUUUAUUAUUAAUUGAACAUUAUCAAGAUUUAACGUUUAUGUAACUUUUUUUAAAUAUAAUAAGUAUAAGUAAUAAUAAUUAAAUUGUAAGAAUCAAUAAAUAUUUUAUUAAAUUUUCGAACGUUGGAUCAUAGCUUUUUUUUUUAAGGGCAUUCUCAGACAGUGUUCCUCACUUUUUUUAAUUAUUCAAUGACUCAAUUGUAAUGACCGUAUUAAAAUUUUGGUAAUUAAUUACAAAAAAGUUUAAAGAUUAACUGAAAAAGGGCAACGCAGUUACGAUUUUGCCGACAGGUUUUCAAAAAAUUGUUUAAAGGAUAUAAAUUAGGGGUAGACAGUGCCCGCACUUUUUAAAAAUAUGCAAUGACUUACAACUGUCGAAAGUGUAUUGAAAUUUUAUUAAUUAAUUGAAAAAAAUUAAUGCAUUGUUUGAAAAAAGGACAACAGAGAAGUAAUUUCGUUGAGAUAUAGAAUUUAAAAAAAAAUUACUUACAGUUGUCAUUAAUUAGGAGUUGAACGAAAUUCGUUGAAUGUAUUUGAGCCUAAAAAAUUUGAAAAUUCGAAUUUUGAAAUUGACGUGAAGAUUUUACUGAAAUUAAUUCUAUAAAUUUUGAUUAACUCCCAAUUGACGUCAACUGUAAGUAAUUUUUUUUUUAAUCUAUCUCAGCGAAAUUUCCCUUUUUUCAAUUAAUGCUUUAUUUUUUUUUUAAUUAAGGGCAUUCUCAGAUAGUGCCCCCUACUUUUUAAAAAU
Molecule: messenger RNA, 4170 nt
Organism: Microplitis mediator
Lineage: Eukaryota; Metazoa; Arthropoda; Insecta; Hymenoptera; Braconidae
Gene: Klp61F
Product: kinesin-like protein Klp61F
Exons: 5
Coding region: 144-3350 (1068 amino acids)
Biological process (GO): microtubule-based movement; mitotic spindle assembly
Cellular component (GO): nucleus; spindle microtubule
Molecular function (GO): ATP binding; microtubule binding; plus-end-directed microtubule motor activity
Source: RefSeq, a predicted model, not a curated record